AUGCCGCCCAAGGGGAAAGCGACAAUCACAACAGCUCAAAAGAAGGCCAGUAUCUUGAGAUUCUUCCAGGAAGAGCAUUCUGUAUAUAACAUCAAAGAGCUGGAAAAGCUCAUUCCUAAAAAAUGCAGUGGUGUAUCGUCCAUGCUGGUAAAAGGCCUGAUUCAAGAAAUGAUUGAGGAAGAUGGGAUCAUAUCGGUGGAAAAAUGCGGCUGUACCAACGUGUACUGGUGUUUCAAAAACCAGAUCAUCAUGAAAACUCGACAGGAAAUGACUUCGUUGAAGUCCCGGAUCGAAGCUUCAGAAAAGGAGGUGCUACAGAGUAAAUCGGCGUUGAGUGAAAAUGAAGAAAGUCUCAGAACGGAAGUCUACCAGUUCGAUGGAAUCACCUUCUCUCGGAAAGAGCAACUGGAGACUUUGGAAAACCUCACAACACAGGUGAAAAGUUUACGUACCGCCCGCGACAAAAUGCUGGAAACCACUUGGGACAAAUCUCAAAUUGAGUCGAGAACAGAAGCAUUAAGACCUCGACUCCGAAAACUCGAAAUGGUGACCGACAAUUUGGAAUUGCUCACUGGAUUUCUUUGCAGACGCUUUUCGGUGAAUCUAAGCGAUUUGAAAGCAGAGUUGGGCAUUCCUGAAGAAUUUUUGGAGUUCUCGGACCUACCCUCUGUGAACUGA
This is a messenger RNA of Lachancea sp. 'fantastica', 678 nucleotides long. Lineage: Eukaryota; Fungi; Ascomycota; Saccharomycetes; Saccharomycetales; Saccharomycetaceae. The record is from the annotation of a GenBank genome assembly.